This is a messenger RNA of Suillus discolor, 1930 nucleotides long. RefSeq names its product carbohydrate-binding module family 43 protein/Glycoside hydrolase family 72 protein. Gene Ontology annotation, cellular component: cytoplasm; fungal-type cell wall. Bases 124 to 1806 code for a protein of 560 amino acids. The record is from RefSeq and is a predicted model, not a curated record. Gene Ontology annotation, molecular function: 1,3-beta-glucanosyltransferase activity. Lineage: Eukaryota; Fungi; Basidiomycota; Agaricomycetes; Boletales; Suillaceae. The transcript is spliced from 6 exons. Gene Ontology annotation, biological process: fungal-type cell wall (1->3)-beta-D-glucan biosynthetic process.
ACCCCACCAGUCAAAAUUAUCCAGCACUGCAGUACAUACCACCAACCACACGUUCCCUACUUUAAAAAGUCACAGCCGUCCACAUCACUUGUUCAUCCCGUUAAAAUCUCCGAGCGGGAUAUCAUGCGAGCGAGCUCACGCUUCGUAGCUGGCCUUGCUCUAGCAGGCGCUUUUCUGACUGGCGUUGACGCUGCUAUUCAGACGGUAACUCGCAAUGGAAGAUACCUCUAUACCGCGGACGGGAACAGGUUUUAUAUCAAAGGUGUAGCUUACCAGGAACAAGGUGCGGUAGUCGCGAGCGCAAGCAAUACCUUUCUCGAGCCAUCCACUUUCAUUGAUCCCUUGGCCAAUGGCACUGCCUGCACCCGUGAUCUUCCUUACCUGCAGCAGCUUGGUGUUAAUGCCAUCCGUGCAUAUAGCGUUAACUCUUCGUUGAACCACGACUCUUGCAUGCAAACGUUCAGUAAUGCUGGUAUUUAUACUAUCAUCGAUCUUUCUCUGCCUGGGAAUGGUUCGAUGGACCGCGACGCGCCAUCCUGGACCACCAAUCUACUUGAUUUGUACAUCGAGACCAUCAACGUCUUCUCAAAAUACAACAACGUUUUGGCUUACAACGUUGGAAAUGAAGUCGUCAUCGCAGCUAAUGGCACCGCUGCUGCUACCUUUGUCAAGGCAGCUGCUCGUGAUGUGAAAGCAUACCUUAAUUCUAUCAAUUCUGGCGCGCUCGUUGGCUAUGCGUCCAUCGAUGCAGAUGCUACAUGGCUUGACCCUUUGGCUAACUACUUGUCCUGUGAUCCCUCUGGAUCAAACUCCGGUGCAGCUGCCAUCGAUCUAUUCGGGUUGAAUAACUAUGAAUGGUGCGGAAAUUCAACCUUUGAGGCUUCUUAUGCUGGUGUAGAGGGACAAUUUGCGGGUUACAAUGUUGCAGCCUACUUCAGCGAAUUCGGGUGCAUUACUUCUCCCCCUCGUCUGUGGACAGAAGUCGGGGCGCUUUUGAGUUCGGAGAUGUCUCCUGUUUGGUCUGGUGGUGUCGCAUUCUCUUACUUCCCAGCUGCGAGCGCUCAGGGACAGUUCGGUAUGGUUACGAUCUCACCUGAUGGAAGUACUGUCACUACAAGCAGCGAUUUCACCAACCUACAGAGCCAGUACGCCGCUGCGUCGCCACCUAAUUCGCCUUCGCAGAGCGCUGCUGGUACUGCCAGCUAUCCAUCGUGCCCUCAACAGAACUCGACUUGGCUCGCUUCCAACACUCUUCCUCCCACACCUAAUUUGGCUGCUUGCCAGUGUCUCGAAAACAACCUCAGCUGCCAAUUCACGCCUUCGACCAGUAACUACACAGCAAUUGUUGGAUCGUUACUAGAUUACGCGUGCAGCCUUAUUGGACAGUCUGGCGGAUCUUGCAGCGCGAUUUCUUCCAACGGGACAACAGGACAAUACGGCGCGGUGUCUGAGUGCGACCCUACUAUAAUGUUGUCCUACGUGAUGAGCGACUAUUAUAUAGCAACCGGGGCCAACGCUCAAUCAUGUAGCUUCGGUGGGAACGGGACCGUCAAUAGCAAGGCACCAUCCAGUGCCACCGCUGCAAACAGCGCGGCAUCGUCCUGUCUCGCGAGUGCUUCGGGCACGUCCGUCCCCACUCUCCCUGCAGGAGCCCCGAGUCCCUCUGGGUCAUCAUCAAGCUCGGGUGGCGGAAGUGGUAGUUCACAUAGUGCCGCAUCAAUUGUUUUCGCUGAUGCUAGGACCCUAAUGGGCAUGGGAGUUCUUGUUGCAGCUGGUAUCGCGAGUGGACUCUGGACCAUAGCAUAGCUUAAGGACCUUUCUCGAAAUUAUUUGACGCGAUGAACUUUUGUAUAAAUGGAUUUUUUUUUACAGAGUAUUGUAUAUCCAUUGGUUUACUGUUACUGCCACAAUACUAUCUUUAAUAUUUGUA